GCUGCCGCCGCCGCCGCCGCGCCGCGGCUUGAGGGCGGGAGGCUGGGGGAGGGUAGCGGAGCCGGCGCCGCCGCCAUGUUGGGUCUGAGGCGGCUGCUGUAGGCGCCGACCGAGCAAGUGGGCGAGCAGAACGGCCACAGCGGCGUGGGAUCUGCCUCUCUGCGAGCGGCCGGGAGCGGCGGCGGCGGCGGCGCCAUGAGCGGGGGCACCCCUUACAUCGGCAGCAAGAUCAGCCUUAUCUCCAAGGCGGAGAUCCGCUACGAGGGCAUCCUCUACACCAUCGACACCGAGAACUCUACCGUAGCUCUCGCCAAAGUUCGGUCCUUUGGUACAGAAGACAGACCAACAGAUCGUCCAAUACCACCUCGAGAUGAAGUCUUUGAAUACAUAAUAUUCCGUGGGAGUGAUAUUAAAGACCUUACUGUUUGUGAGCCACCAAAACCACAAUGUUCUUUGCCUCAGGACCCAGCUAUUGUUCAGUCUUCACUAGGUUCAUCUACUUCUUCAUUCCAGUCAGUGGGCUCCUAUGGACCUUUUGGCAGGAUGCCAACGUACAGUCAGUUCAGUCCAAGCUCAUUAGUUGGCCAGCAGUUUGGGGCUGUUGGUGUUGCCGGAAGCUCCUUGACAUCCUUUGGAACAGAAGCAUCAAGCAGCAGUGCCCUCUCCCAAAGCAGUGCCGUUGGUUCUGCCUUUACACAGGAUACAAGAGCUCUAAAAACACAGCUAUCUCAAGGUCGUUCAAGCCCUCAGUUAGACCCUUUGAGAAAAAGCCCAACCAUGGAACAAGCAGUACAGACCGCCUCGGCUCACUUACCUGCUCCAGCACCUGUUGGGAGAAGGAGCCCUGUAUCAACCAGGCCUUUACCAUCUACCAGCCAAAAACCAAUAGAGAAUCAAGAGCACAGGCGAGCUGAAGUACAUAAAGUCUCAAGACCAGAAAAUGAACAACUCAGAAAUGAUAGCAAGAGACAAAUAGUGCCAGGUGCUCCUUCAGCUCCAAGGAGAGGGCGUGGGGGUCAUCGAGGUGGCAGAGGAAGAUUUGGUAUUCGACGAGAUGGUCCAAUGAAAUUUGAGAAAGAUUUUGACUUUGAAAGUGCAAAUGCACAAUUUAACAAGGAGGAAAUUGACAGAGAGUUUCAUAAUAAACUUAAAUUGAAAGAAGAUAAACUUGAGAAGCAGGAGAAGCCUGUCAAUGGUGAAGAUAAAGGAGACUCAGGAGUUGAUACCCAAAACAGUGAAGGAAAUGCAGAUGAAGAAGAUCCACUUGGACCUAAUUGCUAUUAUGACAAAACUAAAUCCUUCUUUGAUAAUAUUUCUUGUGAUGAUAAUAGAGAGCGGAGACCAACCUGGGCUGAAGAGAGAAGAUUAAAUGCAGAAACAUUUGGAAUCCCGCUUCGUCCAAACCGUGGCCGUGGAGGGUACAGAGGCAGAGGGGGUCUUGGUUUCCGUGGUGGCCGAGGGCGUGGCAGUGGCCGAGGCAGUGCCUUCACCACUCCUCGAGGAUUUCGUGGUGGAUUCAGAGGAGGUCGUGGGGGCAGGGAGUUUGCAGAUUUUGAGUAUAGGAAGACCACAGCAUUUCAACCCUAAAAGGUCUGGAUUGAUCAUACAGCUUUCUGAAAGAAAGACAACAAAGUUGCUGCAUAGUCUACAAACAAGUCUUUGGAAAUAGAUGGGUUCCUAGUUCUUCGUGGUCCUGAGAAUUGGUCUCAGUCUUUGGAAGAAUGAAGACGUGACUUUGCUGUAUAUUUGUCACCAGCACUGGGAUUUUGUUUGUUUGUUUUUCUGCUUAAUUUCAGAUACAAUGCAGUUACUUUUGGGGGUGGGGGGAAGGCUCAUCUUAAAAAAUGAGCAUUAAUUAUAUUUGGAAUAGCAGAAGGUUAAGUAAUUUCUUAUGUAUAGUUAAACUAAAGCAGUACUCCAGUGAAACUUAUAAGUAUUUUUUCAUCACUGAAAUGAUUUUUCUUAUCACUAAAUUGUAUUUGGCAAUUCCUGCAAGUUACCUGCAGAUAGGGCCGUGAUACUGUGUUUUGAGCCACAGAAGGGUGUGUGUGUGUGUAUGUGUGUGUGUGUGUCUGUCUGUCUAUAUCUUUUCUUUCCUUUUUUCUUUUUUUCUUUCUUUCUUUUUUGGAAAUCCUGUAAUAUCCUUUUUGAGAUAGCUUAUUUCGUCAAUUAAUUAGGGUGCUGGAUGGUAGAGAAUUUUGUCAGUCAACUAUGUACACACAGUAAAUACUGUUUCUUAGGCAAAGGUAACUUUUUUAUAUAGUUGUAAAAUUCCAUUAUAUUCCAUUGCCAAAGAAACAUUAAGAACUUUGUAUAGCUGUAUAAAAAGCAACUAAUUUUUUAAAGAAUAAACAUUUUAAAGUCAGCAAACAUACUGUGUCCUUGCAGAAGUUGAUGUGUUGAGAAGAACUAUGGGUGGGUCUUUUUUUUGUAGCUUUUCAGGCUUAAGAUUGUUGAUUUGACUUUUUUUUUUUUAAAUGUUUGGAACAUAAAUGAAGAUUUGAUACAUUCAUUAUCUAAAAAGGAUAAAUUACUCAUGCUUGUUGUGAGAACUUUAUUUUGUAGCAAAUGGCAUAUCACAGGAUUUAUCCAAAUAAUAGAUAUUUUCAGUAUACAAGUUAAAUAAUCAUAGAUGAGAAUGUAUUAGCUGUAUUUUCAAAUAAGUAUCCCCCCUUUUUUAAGACAAUAAAACUAGGUGUCAGUUAACCUGUUCUUCCUGAUAUGCCUGGAAUUUUGUUGUGAUACCUUGACUCAUUCCAUUAUAUUUCAAGAGGAUUCAGAGUGUUAGAAAUUAUUUUGGCAACCUAUGAAAUACCAUAACACUGGUCCUUAGGCCUGUGACCCACAGAUGACUCAGUAUAGAGUUCUUUGCUAAUGAUAAAUUAUUAGUGAAUCUUUUUGCUAUUUUAAGCUAUAGUGGUGGGGGGGGGAGGAAAUCUGGCCACUUUCGUGUUUUUAUGAAGGCCGUGGAAUAAAGGGAUCCAAAGAUUUAAACAUUUUUAUCUAUUUUGAUUUUUGUUAACUUUCUCCUUAAAAUAAUCAGUAGUGGUAAAGAUACAAAAAACUGCACUGUAGGAGAAUUGAAAUAUUUAAAGGUGGUUGAUAUUUUUAAUUUUAAUUUUAUAUCUUUUGUAUGGCUCUACAAGAAAAUGUUUUGUAAUUCAGUUUCAGUAUUGAGGUCCAGUACUUGGCAGCCAUAGUUUAGAUGAUAUUGUUUAAUACUGUUUGCUUGCAUGUUAACGACAAAAUCUUUUGGAGGACCCACAAAUCAUGAUAUUGAACACAUUUCUGAGACAUUCGGAACAUCAAGUGCUAUGACAAUACCUGUGUAGACUGUUGGAGAUAUCCUGGGCUACUUUGAAGAAAAAAGAAAAACUGUAAAUACCAAUUCUACAUGCUCUGAAAGUAUGAAUUCAUGCAUUUUUCCAAGCCCUCUGGGUCAUUGACUAGGGCAUUUGGUACCCCAAUAACUGGCAGCAUGACAUACCUGCAGUGCACCUUAAAUAUUAAAGCAGAUUUUUAUUCUGAGACAGAAUAAAAUGAUUCA
Molecule: messenger RNA, 3547 nt
Organism: Capra hircus (goat)
Lineage: Eukaryota; Metazoa; Chordata; Mammalia; Artiodactyla; Bovidae
Gene: LSM14A
Product: LSM14A, mRNA processing body assembly factor
Exons: 11
Coding region: 196-1587 (463 amino acids)
Biological process (GO): cytoplasmic stress granule assembly; P-body assembly
Cellular component (GO): P-body
Molecular function (GO): mRNA binding
Source: RefSeq, a predicted model, not a curated record